AUGGCAGCUGUAAAAGACAGUAAUGUUGACGAUGUUGUUGUUGGGGACGAUGAUGAUGACGAUCCCGUGUCCGAGGCCUGUAAGCAUGACGAGGUCUUGCAGCUGAAUACCAACAAUUUUAAUCUGUUGACCCACACUGGAAAAUUUUUCAUCAUGAUCUUUAAGCCCCCACUCAGCUACAUGGCCGAUCAGGCAAAGCUGAAAUGGGUCAGACUGGCCCGGGAACUGAACGCCAAGGGCACCAUUUGCAUUUCGGACUUGGAUUGUAGUAAAUCGAUAGAAAUCUGCCACCAUCUGCAAAUCAGACCAAGUCCGACUUUCCUGUGGUACGAGAACGGCCGCAAAGUUCGCGCCUACGAUGCCGAACCCGAUCCCGAGUUGGAGCAUUUUAAAAGCUUUGUCGAGAAAAUGAUAGCAUCGAAUGGUACUUUCAUCGAGAAGUCAGGAGCCAGAACAAGGUCUUAUCUGACGAUGAACCUUAUCACACUUGCCCUCUAUUUGGCCAUUAAGCUGCCAAUCUUAGUUCCAAAUUGA
This is a messenger RNA of Drosophila persimilis, 534 nucleotides long. RefSeq names its product thioredoxin domain-containing protein 5 homolog. Gene Ontology annotation, cellular component: endoplasmic reticulum. The coding region runs from base 1 to 534 and encodes 177 amino acids. The transcript has a single exon. Gene Ontology annotation, molecular function: protein disulfide isomerase activity. Gene Ontology annotation, biological process: protein folding. The record is from RefSeq and is a predicted model, not a curated record. Lineage: Eukaryota; Metazoa; Arthropoda; Insecta; Diptera; Drosophilidae.